UGCCCCCAAAUAACUGGUCUUCCGGAUUUCCUAGUGGACGACUGUUUCAUUGCUCAACUCACGUUUGUGGCAUCAUUCAUCUGUUUGCACAGUCGUCAUGGAUCCCAAACGAACUGUUUCAGAGGGAGAGGAAUUAUCCUCAUCGAAUCCAUCCAAAAAACAGAGAAGAGCUAACUGGACGAGCCGGGAAAUUUGGAUGCUUUUGGAAGAGGUGAAGCUGGAAAGAGAGUGCAUUAUGUGCCCACAGACAAAUGAAACCUCCAAUAAGAAAAAAGCGGUGACAUGGCAGAAGAUAGCUGACCGAUUGACCGCAACUUGUGGUGUUGACAUACGGACAGCGCAGAAUGUAAGAGAAAAGUGGGGGUUCCUUAAAUCUGAUGCCCAGAGCCGCAGGCACAAACAAAAGACCUUAGGUGGGGGUGCAGUGAAAGAAAGUGAAUAUGAUAACAUGAUUCUGGAGAUAAUUGGUGAAGACUCUGCCCUCAUAGAUGGCAUAAAUGUUGAAGGAACAGAGACCUUUAUUCUGCAAACAAAGAUGAAUUGUUCAGCUGAACCUUUAGUGUUGCUUGCAAAAAACAAUGCACCAGUCCAUGAAGAAAAUAUUCCACAGCCACAAGAGGACAUUCCAUUGACCCCAAGCUUCACAGAAAGAGUUCUGGACUUGGAACAUGAUGUUUCACAGAUUUCGAAAGGUAAAAAAAAUGAGAAGAAGAGUGUGCUACAGUAUCCAUUUGCAGAAAGUUCCCUCAUGGAAGAAUUCCUUAAAUCAGAAAUUGAACGGAACAAGUCGAUUGUUGAACUUAACAAGCUCAAAGCCGAAAAGCUAAAGCUAGAGAUUGAAAGGCUUAAAGGAAACCAGUCAAACCUAGACACCUGCCAGUACACUUGACAUUAUAUUUUCUAUAUAAAAAAUUAUUUUUGUUCCAUUUGUGACUGCGUUUUGACAAUGAAAUGUUAAGGUAUGAAUGUCCAGGAGUGAAUUAUUUUGUUCACAAUGAAGCAAUAUAGAAACUGAGAAAUGUACAUGGGCACAGAGGACAUUUACAUGAGCUGCAUAUUGAUUAAUGGAAGUUGAAUGACCAAGUGGUUAGAACACCAGCAUCCUAAAUGGCUGGUUUGAUAUCCAUGUGAUGCAAAUGUACUUUCCUUAGAAGACCCUGCUGUAAAGUAAGUGUCUGGGGAAGGAAAAGCAAGGAGACAGGAGGAGACAGGCACCACCAUUACAAAAGGGAUGGCCCUCAAGAUAAGUGCAAUCUCUAAUACCUCACUCUUCAAAGACCAGUGGGUUAGCAGACUACCUUUGCUGUUUGACAAUGACAAUUCUUUAUUUACGAGAGGGAAAUAAGCAAGAUUUUACAUUGAUUAGGCACAUGCUCUUGCAUAGCUACUUGCAAACGUUUUGAGAAAUAAACGGAUAUGUCAGCUA
This is a messenger RNA of Pomacea canaliculata, 1426 nucleotides long. RefSeq lists its product as uncharacterized. Bases 98 to 889 code for a protein of 263 amino acids. NCBI's taxonomy places the organism in Eukaryota, Metazoa, Mollusca, Gastropoda, Architaenioglossa, Ampullariidae. The transcript has 6 exons. The record is from RefSeq and is a predicted model, not a curated record.